GGACGCGGGCCAGGGGCGCGGCGGCGGGUUCACGCUUUGGCUGAAUCACAACCAUUUGGUGCUGAGCUAUGACAAGAGAGGAAACCAAACGUUAAAGGAGCAGCUCGGCCCGUACGUGACGAGAGAAGUUCACUGAUAACAUGCUCUUAAGAAGCUCGGGAAAAUUAAAUGUGGGCACCAAGAAAGAGGACGGCGAGAGGACGGCCCCCACCCCUCGCCCCAGGACCCUUCGUUGUAGAUGCCACCACCACUGUCCAGAGGAUUCAGCCAACAACAUCUGCAGCACAGAUGGAUAUUGCUUCACAAUGAUAGAAGAAGACGACUCCGGAAUGCCUGUUGUCACCUCUGGAUGUCUGGGACUAGAAGGGUCAGAUUUUCAAUGCCGAGACACUCCUAUUCCUCAUCAAAGAAGAUCAAUCGAAUGCUGCACAGAGAGGAAUGAAUGUAAUCAGGACCUACACCCUACAUUGCCUCCACUGAAGAACAGAGAUUUUGUUGAUGGAGCUAUCCACCACAAGGCCUUACUUAUAUCUGUGACUGUGUGUAGUUUGCUCGUGGCCCUCAUUAUUUUAUUCUGUUACUUUAGGUAUAAAAGACAAGAAGCCAGGCCUCGGUACAGCAUUGGGCUAGAGCAGGAUGAAACUUACAUUCCUCCUGGAGAGUCCCUGAGAGACUUGAUUGAGCAGUCUCAGAGCUCGGGAAGUGGAUCGGGGCUCCCUCUGCUGGUGCAAAGGACGAUAGCUAAGCAAAUUCAGAUGGUGAAGCAGAUCGGAAAAGGCCGCUAUGGGGAAGUGUGGAUGGGAAAGUGGCGUGGAGAAAAGGUAGCUGUCAAAGUGUUCUUUACCACAGAGGAAGCCAGCUGGUUCCGCGAGACUGAGAUAUAUCAGACAGUCCUGAUGAGGCACGAAAACAUUCUGGGGUUUAUUGCUGCAGAUAUCAAAGGGACUGGGUCCUGGACUCAGUUGUACCUCAUCACAGACUAUCAUGAAAAUGGUUCUCUUUAUGACUAUCUGAAGUCUACCACGCUGGAUGCGAAGUCCAUGCUGAAAUUAGCCUACUCUUCAGUCAGCGGCCUAUGCCACUUACACACGGAAAUCUUUAGCACUCAAGGCAAACCAGCCAUCGCCCAUCGAGACCUGAAGAGUAAGAACAUCCUGGUGAAGAAAAAUGGGACUUGCUGCAUAGCAGACCUGGGUCUGGCCGUCAAGUUUAUUAGUGAUACAAAUGAGGUUGACAUCCCACCCAAUACCCGGGUUGGCACCAAGCGCUAUAUGCCUCCAGAAGUGCUGGAUGAGAGCUUGAACAGAAAUCACUUCCAGUCUUACAUCAUGGCUGACAUGUACAGCUUUGGACUCAUCCUCUGGGAGAUCGCGAGGAGAUGUGUUUCAGGAGGUAUAGUAGAAGAAUACCAGCUUCCGUAUCAUGACCUGGUGCCCAGUGACCCUUCUUAUGAGGACAUGAGAGAAAUUGUGUGCAUCAAGAAGCUACGGCCUUCAUUCCCCAAUCGAUGGAGCAGCGAUGAGUGUCUCAGGCAGAUGGGGAAGCUUAUGACAGAAUGCUGGGCUCAUAAUCCUGCCUCCAGGCUGACGGCCUUGCGAGUUAAGAAAACACUUGCCAAAAUGUCAGAGUCCCAGGACAUUAAGCUCUGACGUCAGAUACUUGUGGACAGAGCAAAUGAUUUCACAGAAGCAUCAUUAGCCCAAGCCUUGAACAUUGUCCUACAGCCCAGUGGGUUCAGACUUCCCCCCUCAGGAAGCAAGCUGGACAAACAUGGAUUCAUCACGGCUUUCUGAGGAUGGGAAACCUUUGGGAAAACUUGUUCAAAUUAUGAUGCAUGUUGCUUUCUAAGAAAGCCCUGUAUUUUGGGAUUGACUUUUUUUUUUUUUUUUAAAGAAAGAUACUUUUAAUUUUACCAAAAUAAAACAAAUAUUGUAGAUGUUUUAAGGUUUAUACAACUAUAGCUUAAAUGAUAACAAAAGUUCUUCCUAGCAACUCUCCUAGAAGGCAAAAUGCUUAACCAUUGGCAAAAAUUCCUGCACCGUACAAACCCAAACAGCCUGUGAACAUAAGUCAGAAUUCAACCGACUUGCUUCCCUGCUCCAGCCACCUUAGACUGUUCGGGGAAGCCCUGCUGUGGGCUAUGGUGCAGUGUGAAAGCACAGGCAAACAAGUCCCACCUGCCUAGGACCACACUUUGGAGUCCUGCAGCUUCAGCCGGCGUGGAACAAACGAAGGCUUUAUGUCACUAAUCGCAGUAUAUGGUGGUGGGUGUUCUUCAGAACAACUCCUCUUUUGUAAUAGGCAGCUCUUUCAGGUACCCCCUCCCCCCUUCACUAAACACAAGCAGAGCUUUCUCAUUUGCAGGGAAUCGACACGGGCAUGCUUUUGUUCCCGCAAAUCAGAAGAUCAAUAUUAAAUAAAAACCGCCACAAGUGUGGUAGAGACAAGGUACUUUAAAAUGGAAAUGAUUUGCUCUUGUGUUGUAAGGAAAACAUGCCAAUAAGGCAGGGCAGAGGUUGAAUGUGUAGAUAGAUGGCUUGUUUCUUAUUUAUGCAUGAGAACCAAUCGCAGAAGCACAGGUAAGAAGUAGACACAUCAUAGUUUAUAUAGAUACAUGUAGUUUUAUGUUGUCUUUUCUAAGUCUCUGAUUUAAGAGGCAGAGAGGAAGCAUCUGGUGAGUUAACAUCACUAAACUUUAACUUAAAAACAAGCUCCAGGUACCUGAACAGAGGAGGAUGAUGAAGGUCAUCAAGCAUCAUGGCUGCUGUGAUUUCUUCUAGUGGAGAUAGGGCUCUGGUAUGGACCUCUUAAGUGAUUCUUUCACACCUUAGGUAUGACUCAUUCAUUCUAAUGUGCAUUAACUUAUUUUGUUUCUCCUUUAUAGCACAGGUACAAAAAUACAUCUUGUUAAUCAGUCCUGUGAGGGUUUAACUUUGACUAAAUGAGCAAAAUCAUUGAUAAGACCAAUAUUCCUUAGAAACAGGAUUAUAAUAAAGUGUAAAAUGGCACACAACUUCAGUUAUUUAGUUUCCUUAAUGAAUCUUUUUUCA
Psammomys obesus (fat sand rat) is the source of this 3050-nucleotide messenger RNA. RefSeq names its product bone morphogenetic protein receptor type 1B (gene Bmpr1b). The transcript has 12 exons. Gene Ontology annotation, cellular component: plasma membrane; signaling receptor complex. Bases 141 to 1649 code for a protein of 502 amino acids. Gene Ontology annotation, biological process: BMP signaling pathway; cellular response to growth factor stimulus; protein phosphorylation. The record is from RefSeq and is a predicted model, not a curated record. Gene Ontology annotation, molecular function: SMAD binding; transforming growth factor beta receptor activity, type I; ATP binding. NCBI's taxonomy places the organism in Eukaryota, Metazoa, Chordata, Mammalia, Rodentia, Muridae.